UUCAAUUAGUUAAUUUCUAAAGUUCGUUUGCAGAUAUUAACUCCGUCACUGAAACUAGAAAGGUUAACUAAAAACCAGCAACAACCGAGUAACGUUGAUAACGGAACUUUCACGGUGCUGCACGAGCCUGACCCGUGCGUUUCAGAACUUUGUUGCAGACAAUUAGGAGCUAUCAGUCAAAACAACAACUUGUUCUCUCUCACCCGCAGCCAGACAGACAGAACGGGACCAGGUAGAUUAAAACCUUGUAGCCGGAAAGGUCGUGUGUUUCCCGAGAUGAAGAUCCUGUUCGCUCCGCUGAACAUCCCGCUGCGGAGGAGACUCCAGACAGCCGCGGUGCUGCAGUGGGUCUUCUCUUUCCUUGCGCUAGCCCAGUGUUGUCUAGCAGGGUAUGUGUUGCUGUGCGUCUCUGAUUGGUGGGUUCUGGCGGCGCUGUAUGCUGGUUGGCUGUAUCUGGACAGGGACACACCCACCAGCGGGGGUCGGAGGUCAGAGUGGCUUCGGAACUGGAGCGUCUGGAAACACUUCAGAGACUACUUCCCUCUCAAUCUCAUAAAGAUGGUGGAUCUGGACCCUGGUUCUAACUACAUCUUUGGGUUCCACCCCCAUGGUGUUCUGGUGGCGGGGGGUUUUGGGAACUUCUGUACGGAGGCGUCAGGGUUCUCCUCGCUGUUCCCCGGGCUGACCCCCUACCUCCUGAUGCUGCCAUUCUGGUUCAGAGUACCCUUCUUCAGAGACUACAUCAUGUGUGGAGGUCUGGUAUCCAGUGAGAAAGCCAGCCUGUCCUACCUGCUCUCAGCUCCUAGAGGAGGUAAUGUGGCGGUGGUGGCUAUAGGGGGCGCUCCAGAGGCUCUAGACGCCCGACCAGGAGCUCUCACCCUUCAGAUUCUACAUCGCAAGGGAUUCAUCAAACUGGCACUAAAACACGGGGCCCAGCUAGUACCUGUGUUCUCCUUUGGGGAGAAUGAGCUCUUCGACCAGAUGACCAACCCUGCCGGUUCGCCGCUCCGCUGGCUCCAGGACCACUUGCAAAGGCUCAUGGGAGUUGCGCUGCCAAUGUUCACCGGACGAGGAGUGUUCCAAUACAGCUUCGGUCUACUGCCCUACAGAGAGCCCAUACACACUGUUGUGGGUAGGCCUAUUCCAGUGGUCCAGACCCCCCCCUCUCUCUCUCUCUCUCCAGUGGGUAGGCCUAUUCCAGUGGUCCAGACCCCCUCAUCUCUCUCUCAUCUAUCUCAUCUCUCUCUCUCUCCAGUGGGUAGGCCUAUUCCAGUGGUCCAGACCCCCUCUCCCACUAAGGAUGAUAUAGACUGUCUCCAUUCUCUCUACCUGGAGGGCCUCACUACGGUGUUUGAAGACAACAAGGACAACUACGGCAUUGCACCAGACAAACACCUCCACUUCAUCUAGAUAUGUGCAUCCACACCUGUAAUCAGCAGGAAAAGAGGCUUUACAGACAAAUCCAAAGCGGUUGCAACACCUUCUAGGUCAGAGUUCUAGCUGAAGGUUAGAAGGAUCCUGUGGCGUUAUGUAGGGUUCUGUGGAGUUGAUGUAGGGUUCUAGAGGGUCCUGUCUGGUUCUAGAGGGUCCUGUCUGGUUCUAGAGGGUCCUGUCUGGUUCUAGAGGGUCCUGUAAGGUCAUCUGUAGGGUUCUAGAGGGUCCUGUAGGAUUAGUUGGGGUCCUGUAGGAUUAGUUGGGGUUCUAGAGUGUUGUGUAGGGUUCUAGAGGGUCAUGUAGGAUUCUGUGGGGUCCUGUAGGGUUAGUUAGUACCAAGAUGGUGGGCAGUAAGACGUGUUUGUUUUUGUCCCAUGUAAAUAUUAUUUUUAUUAUAUUUUUUGUUGUAUACAUUUCAUUAUAUUUCAAUCUAUUUUUUUUCUCCAUUUUCUAAUUAAAUAAACUUCCUGCAACCCGC
Molecule: messenger RNA, 1912 nt
Organism: Oncorhynchus nerka (sockeye salmon)
Lineage: Eukaryota; Metazoa; Chordata; Actinopteri; Salmoniformes; Salmonidae
Gene: mogat3a
Product: monoacylglycerol O-acyltransferase 3a
Exons: 6
Coding region: 277-1410 (377 amino acids)
Biological process (GO): triglyceride biosynthetic process
Cellular component (GO): endoplasmic reticulum membrane
Molecular function (GO): diacylglycerol O-acyltransferase activity
Source: RefSeq, a predicted model, not a curated record